Molecule: messenger RNA, 3125 nt
Organism: Ochotona princeps (American pika)
Lineage: Eukaryota; Metazoa; Chordata; Mammalia; Lagomorpha; Ochotonidae
Gene: MMRN2
Product: multimerin 2
Exons: 7
Coding region: 130-2940 (936 amino acids)
Biological process (GO): negative regulation of cell migration involved in sprouting angiogenesis; negative regulation of vascular endothelial growth factor receptor signaling pathway
Molecular function (GO): protein binding
Source: RefSeq, a predicted model, not a curated record
GUUGUUCCUGUGUUUUCUUUGCCUUGGGAGAGACAACUUGAAGGUGACGUCACUGGUAGUUUCUGGAGUCAGUCUUUGAGAGCAAGCCCUCACGGAGCCCAGAACUAGCCCGUGCUGCCCACGGGGACCAUGAACCUCAUACUGCUGUUUUGUCUCGGGGGUCUCCUGGGCUGGGCCCAGGUUCUGGACACCAGCGUCUCUGAGCCAUGGAGACUCAGGCCACCAGGGACAAGGGCUGAAGACCUUGACCCGGACCCUGCCCGACGGAACUGGUGCCCAUACCAGAAGUCCAGGUUGGUCACCUAUGUGGCCGCUUGCAAAACAGAGAAGUUCCUGGUGCACUCCCAACAGCCAUGUCCCCAGGGAGAGCCGGACUGCCAGACACCCAAAGUCAUGGAUCGAAUGGCCCCGAAGCUGGUGUACCAGGUUAAGCAGAAGGUGCUGAUGUCGGUGGACUGGAGGUGCUGCCCAGGCUUCGGGGGCCCCGACUGCCAGUACUACGGUAGGGCUUCCCGCAGCCCUUACUCCAAGGCCAACAUCUGGUACUUCCCUCUGCAGACCCCACCGCAGUCUCAGAACCUGCAGGGCCUGGCAGCUGUUGCCAGCCUGAUCCUCAGAGCAGGCUGGGCAGCUCGGAGCACGGAGCAGCAGGGCCAGCAGCAGCCCCCGCAGGGAGGAUUCCAGAACGACAUGCAGCCAGGGCUGGAUGACCUCACAGUCACUGGGAUGGAGGCCAAUCACACAGAGCUGGGAGCAGGAUGCUCGUGUGAGCCUGGGCGCCUCGCAGGCUUUCCUGGCAGGGCCUUGGAGCAGGUGCUCCUGCACCACGCCGACACCUUCCUGCAGCAGCACCUGGGCUCCAUCUGGAAGAACUUCAAUGACAGCUUGCACAGUCUGUCCCAGGCAGUAAGGAACCUGUCCCUGGAUGUAGCGGCCAACCGCCAGGCCAUCCAAAAGGUUCAGGAGGACGUGGUGGCCAGAGCUGAUGUCCAAGAGCUUGGGGCCAAGUUCGAGGUCAAGGUGCAGGAGAAUGCCCAGCGGGUCAGGCAGCUGCAGCAGGCGGUGGAGGAGCACCUGUAUGCCCAGCUCCAGUCCCUGCGCCACUCGCUCUCCGAGUUCCAGACCGACGUGGACGCCAGGCUGAAGUGGCUACACAAGGCCCAGGAGUCCCGGGGAAGCCAUGGCGGCCUGGAGGCGGCUGCCAAGCCGGAGCCCGACAGCUUGCAUGCCAGGCUGGGCCAGUUGCAGCGGAACCUGUCGGAGCUGCACGCGGCCCUGGGCCGCAGGGAGGAGGAGCUGCAGGGCACCCUGGGGGACAUGAGUGCCACCUUGGCCCAGCACAGCGAAGAGAUCAAGGAGCUAUACUCAGAGUCGGACGAGACCUUCGACCAGAUCAGCAGGGUGGAGCGGCAGGUGGAGGAGCUGCAGGUGAACCACACGGCGCUGCGCGAGCUACGAAUAAUCCUGAUGGAGAAGUCGCUCAUCAUGGAGGAGAACAAGGAGGAGCUGGAGCAGCAGCUCAUGGAGCUCAACGUCACGCUGCAGCAGCUGCAGGGCGGCCAGGCCGACCUCCUCAAGUACGCCAAGGACUGCAACUGCCAGCGGCUCUACCUGGACCUCGACGUCAUCCGGGAAGACCAGAAGGGCACCACGCGAGCCCUGGAGGAGGCGCAGCUGAGCCUGGACGAGCAGCGCCGGCUGGACAGCUCUUCGCUGCAGGCCCUAAGCAGCGCCGUGGACGCUGUGGCACAGGCCAUGGACGCGCGCAAGGCCGAGGGCGAGCAGGCGCGCGCCGACCGAGCGCGGCUCCGGAGCCAGCUGCAGGCAGUGCACGGCGAGGUGGGCGCGUUGCAGGCAGCUGCUGGCCCUCUGCGCGCCGAGGUGCAGCGGCUGCACAGCGCCUUCGCCGCGCUGCUGCAGGACGCGCUGCGCCACGAGGCCGUGCUGGCCGCCCUCUUCGGGGAGGACGCGCUCGAAAGGCUGACGGAGGACGAGGCCAACCCGCUGCCUCUGCGCUACGAGCAUAUCCGCACUGGCCUGCAGGACGCUGCCAGCGGGCUACAGGAGCAGGCGCUCGCCUGGCAUGCUCUGGCGGCCCAAGUGGCCACCCUGGAGCAGCUGGUGAAGCAGCGCCUGGAGCCCCCUCAGGACACCCUCCCGGAAGAGGCUGGUGCUGCGACCCUGGCCCAGCUCCAGGGCCUGAUGACCGAGGUCAUGUCCCAAGUCAAUAGCCUCCAGCACUGCUGCGAAGCCCCCGGGGCCGCCCCCUUCAACAGCUCACUGCAAGGUCUCUCCAGUGUGCUGUCAGCCACGCAGCACGACCUGCAGCAGCACCGGCAGCUCUUCCACCGGCUGUUUGACAACUUCCAGGAGCUCCUGGACACCAACGUCAGCUUGGACCUGAGCAAGCUGCAGGCCUUGGUGAGCAGGAAAGAGAGGAAGCAGCAGAAAGGCCUGGACGGCUCCCGGAAGAGGGACAAGAAGCAGGUGCAGCCCUGGGCGGAUGCAGGCGCCCCAGUGCCCAUGCCGAGGGGCCCAGGUGGGCUCUGGGGGACAGGCUCCCCUGUGGCUUUCUAUGCCAGCUCUUCCCAAGGGGCCACUGCCCCACAGAUGGUGGCAUUUGACGUGACAUCCAUCAACUUCGGCGGUGGCUACCUGCCCCAGCAUGGCUACUUCAUGGCACCUGAACAUGGCAUCUACCUGCUGGUGGUGAGCGUUGAAUUCGGCCCCGGUCCGGGGACCGGGCUGCUGGUGCCGGGUGGCUCCGGCAGGACCCCAGUCUCCAUUGCCAAGCAGAGGGAUGAUGGAAGUGCUGCCACCACCUUGGCCUUGCUGGAGCUACAGAAGGGCGAGAGGGUGUGGCUUGAGCUGACCCAGGGCUCCAUCACCCCGGGCACCCAGGGCACUACCUUUGGCGGCUUCCUGCUGUUCAGGACUUGAACUGCUGUCCUCAGGAUUCACCAAGGACCCUGAAGCCGAGGCUGGGGCUGGGGACUGGAGACCCAGGGUCACCCAGCCUAGGGGCGUCUGCGGGGGCUUCACCUUUCUCUGGGCAGGACUUGGGCCUGGGGAAGGGUCCCAGGGGCAGGGCUCAGCAUGACCCAGUGGCUUGGAAAACUCCGAGG